CGCAGUGCGGCCUCUCCCCGCCAGCGAUCUGCGCGCUCCCCGCGGCCGUACGGCGCAGUAGGCCCAAUCACAGUAGCAGACGUGUCGAACGCAAGUCAACAACAAGUGUCCAUGGUGGAAGUUAAGAAUAUAAUUGAAAGUUGAUAAUGUCGAAGCGUGGCCCUGGAGAUUUACCGAGAUCUACUCAAUACCGGCUGAAGACUAGGGCCUAUGAGUCAGCAAAUUUAAACCAACACGAUAUCUCAAGCAAUUCCUCUGAAUCGGAAGACGAUGCUGAAGCAAAUCAGCACGAUGACAAUGGCUCAGGAAAUGACAGUGAUGCUAACACAGUUUCAGAAGAAAACAAUGAAAAUGGAGAUCCAGAUGAGAAUAACGAUGUAGAUAUGGAAGAAAAUAGUAAUGAUGAUGCCAGUGUGGCAGAAAGUAUUGAUGAUCAAGCAGACACAGAUGAAAAUGAUGCUGAAAAUGAAUCUAAUCGAGGUGGAUCAGAGGCCGAAGCUAGUGAUGGUCAAGAAAUAGAAAACGAAGAUGAGCAAGAUAAUAAUCCUGAACAAGAUGAAGAGGCGGAUAAUUUUCUCCAGCAAGCAGAUGUUAACGCAGACUCAAGUGAACAAUCAGACAGUGAUACCGACUCGGAACCUAGUAGCAGUGGAAGCAGCACUGAAGACACAUCUGAGAGUGAUGGUGACGAUGAUGAAGAAGAGCAAGAAAGAUUAGAUGGAGAUGUGCCUUUGUAUGAAAACGCUCGCUUGUCAGUCAUUGAAUCUGUUAUACUAAUCCUCACUUUAGCUUUACGGUUUAGUUUAACUGGUGAAUGCAUUACCAGUUUUCUUGAAACAAUUGAGUUACACUGUCCUAUUCCUAAUCUAUGCAUUACUACUUUGUAUAGAUUCAAGAGUUUCUUCAAAGAGAUUGGUCGAGAGACUCUCAUUCUUCAUUACUUUUGUGAAUGUUGUUUUUCAGAAUUAGCUGGGAAGGACAGUGUUUGUGAAAAUUGCCAGGAAAAUACUGAAGUGGCUUUCUUUAUAGAGAUUCCUAUAAUAAGACAGCUACAGAGAUUGUUCCUACGCCCAGGUUUUGUAGAAAAGCUACUGUUUAGAUUUCAGAGAGUAAAAAAACAUGAAGAUAAUAUUGAAGACAUUUACGAUGGUAAUUUAUAUAAGGAGCAAACUGCAAACAAUGGAAUUCUCAGUGGAAGGCACAAUAUAUCCUUAACCUGGUACUCAGAUGGUAUUCAGAUUUUCAAGUCAGUCAAAUAUGCAGUGUGGCCAUUGUUUUUUGUAAUUAAUGAGCUCAGCUACAAGGAAAGAACUUUGAAAGAGAAUAUUAUUCUGAGUGGUCUUUGGUUUGGGAAAUCAAAGCCAAAACCAAAUCUAUUUUUAAGACCAUUUCGUGCAACGUUUGAAACAUUCAAAAAUCAAGGUUUUAAUUUUAAUGUCCCGGCAGGACCACAGAUCAAUGUCAAGGGAAUUUUAAUAUGCGGCACAUGUGAUCUUCAAGCCAAAGGUAUUUUUCUUAGAACAAAAUUGUACAAUGGUUUUUAUGGCUGCAAUAGAUGCCGUUCAGCUGGAGUGAGAGUGCCUGCUGGUAGAACCACAGUUCAUGCCCACCCAUAUGUGCCUCCAGAAAACAUUGAACAUCGGAACAUAGGUGAGGUUUUGAACUCUGUUCGCAUUGCUCAUCAGACUGGCAAUGCUCAUUUAGGUUACAAGGGUCUUUCCCUCCUGUAUUAUAUGAUGGUAAAUAUGCUCAGAGGAUGUUCAAUCGACAUUAUGCAUUUGGUAUUCCUUGGAACUUGUAAGCUUCUAACAAAGUUGUGGUUUGAUGUUAAAUUUGCUGCUGAGCCAUAUUCUUGCUACCGGUUGAUUGCUACUGUAAAUGCUAGACUUUUAAAGAUUUGCCCUCCUAGCUUUGUUCAGCGAAUGACAAGAACCUUAGAAGAGCUAAAGCUUUGGAAAGCCAAAGACUAUAAAUUAUGGUUUUUCUACUAUUCACUUGCUGUUUUAGAUGGUAUUCUAGAUAAUGUGUAUUUGGUUCACCAUAUGAAACUUGUGUCUGCCAUAUCAUUGUUGUGUCAGGAAAGUAUUUCUCCUGAUCAGUUAGACAGAGCUGAAGUAAUGCUGCAUGAGUAUGUUCGCCAAUUUGAGAGGCUUUACACUAUGAGGUUCAUGGGAAUGAAUGUUCAUCUACUGCUCCAUUUAGUUGAUGUUGUGAGAGAUUUGGGGCCCCUGUGGGUGUACUCAUGUUUUUUCUUUGAAGAUCUUAACGGCCAACUGGUUAAGCUUAUCCACAGUCCUCACCAACCUGGACUUCAAAUCUGCUCUAGUGCCUCUAUGUUUAUGAGUUUUAAGUUGCAAGUUGAGAAACUUCAUCCUGAUUCCCUUGCAAAAAGGUUUUGCUUGAAAAUACAGGAGUCCACAUGCAAACUAAAAACUAUUGAAGAAAUUAAUGCAAAAAUGUUUGUGGUUGGUCACAAUACUGUGAGGCUAAAUGUACCCAAUCACAUCAUUGAUUUAAUUAUGAAUCAACAACAAGGAAUUAUUGGUGGUCAUUUUCAAUCUUUUGCCAAAUUAAGGAAAAGUGGUGUUGUAUUUUGUUGUGCUAAUAGACCUACAAGAAAGAAACGCUGCUCACAUUUUGCUUGUUUUAAUGUUGACAAUGUACCAAUAUUGGGUAAAAUCAAACACUUUGUAAGAUGGUCAAAUUGUAAUUGUAACGUGAUUUGUAUUUGUCAGCCAGCGAGAUUCUUUUGUAUUGUACAAGUUUAUGACCGUGUUCAGUGGUAUGCUCAUGGUGUACCUCGUGUAAGUAUUUUUCACUUAUCUGCUGUAGUACCAUCAGACAGGGAGCUAGUCUUGAACUGUGACCAGAUUCUGAGUGUAUGCUUCUACAUAGAAUUAGAUAAUGCAAUGUACCUAGGUACUCCUGUGAACAGACUAGAGUAUGAAUAA
Molecule: messenger RNA, 2951 nt
Organism: Frankliniella occidentalis (western flower thrips)
Lineage: Eukaryota; Metazoa; Arthropoda; Insecta; Thysanoptera; Thripidae
Exons: 3
Coding region: 147-2951 (934 amino acids)
Source: RefSeq, a predicted model, not a curated record